CGUCAACUGAGAGAACCGAUACAACUCAUUAUUACUUCCUUCACAUUCACUGUAAUCAAAGUAAAUAAGCCAGUCCUCUUAUUUUCUAAAACCCAAAAACAUAAACCCUACUUUAUUCUGGCUUUUGAGCUGCUGAAUAACCACCAACUACUCUGAAACCAAGUCCAUCGGGUUGACGCCGACUUGCUGACGCACUUGAUAUACUCCUUCGCGCAGCAAUGGCCCCAUCAGACUUCCCGGUCGUCCUGUAUCACUAUACGUUUUCGCCGUAUGCAAGGCGUAUAGUCUGGUAUCUCACCCUACGCGGCAUCCCGUACAUCCAAUGCCUCCAACCUCUCAUCAUGCCACGUCCCGACGUGACCCAGCUCGGCAUAGCCUACCGCCGAAUUCCACUCCUCUCCAUCGGCCGUGACGUCUACCUGGACACACGCCUGAUCCUGCAAACCUUAGAAGAACUAUUUCCCGCCAGCGCAGCUCACCCCUCGCUGUCCGCCUCAACCAGCGACCAGAAGGCGAUGGAGCGCCUGCUCUCACACUUCAUCAUAGACGGGGGCAUCUUCAUGCGGGGCUCUCAGCUCCUGCCGCCCGACUUGCCUGCGCUGAAAGACCCGAAAUUCCUCAAAGAUCGUGCUGAACUCUUUGGGGCGCCGGCGGGCAGCCCGCCCAUGACUCCGGAAGCCAUGCUAGCAAGCCGAUCCGAGGCCAUCAGCGAGAUCCAGAACGCGAUGGAGUUGCUGGAGACGACGUUGUUGGCUGACGGGAGAGAUUGGCUGUUGAAGACGGAAGGGCCCAAGCUGGCCGACAUCGAAGCUGUGUGGGUCUUCCACUGGCUGAAAGCCAUGCCGGGGGCUUUAACCGCGGAAAUUGUGAGUGCAAAGCAGUUUCCGAAAGUGUAUGCGUGGAUUGAGAGAUUUUCGGCUGCUUCUGAGGUCAGGGAAAGGGUCCUGGGCAGGCCUAAGACGAUCAAAGGCGAUGAGGCGGCAGAGCUGAUAUUGAAUUCGGCCUUUGCGGCGGAUGAGGGUGAGGUCGAUGGCGGCGAUGCUGUGGUAGUGUCCGAAGGGUUGAAGAAGGGCGAUGUGGUAAGGUUGGGGCCAACAGAUACUGGCGUCGCGCACAAAGAGUUGGGGAAGUUGCUUUCUCUAACCUCCAAAGAAGUCGUGAUAGAAACUCGGACCAAGUCUGGUACCGUCCGCGUACAUGCGCCAAGGCAUGGUUUCAGAGUGAAGAAAGCUGAGGGCAACCUGAAGCUGUAGUAUUGUGGAAUAGGCUUGGAACCUUCAGAGGCCUAUGCAGGAAUACAUCUACCCAUCGCGAGGAAGGGGAUGGCGAAUAUCAUCGAGUGCACCACAACAAUUGCCACCUAGGAGAAAAGAAAGAUGAAGGUCUCAUCAACGUAGAGUGACCAUGGCAUCUGGACUCGUACUCGUGAUGUUACCGCAGGACGUAGAGAGCAUUUUCGGGUGUCUAUUUCUAUGUUGACGUUAAGAAGUUUUCUCCAAGCCAGUACGCCCGCAGAAUCAUGGCAGACUUGGAAGUAAAGCAC
This is a messenger RNA of Pseudomassariella vexata, 1543 nucleotides long. Its product is annotated as glutathione S-transferase. NCBI's taxonomy places the organism in Eukaryota, Fungi, Ascomycota, Sordariomycetes, Amphisphaeriales, Pseudomassariaceae. The record is from RefSeq and is a predicted model, not a curated record. The coding region runs from base 219 to 1253 and encodes 344 amino acids. The transcript is spliced from 2 exons.